AUGUCGCAUGAGAAGUUGCCCAGUCUCAAGGAGAUCAUCCGCGUUUUGGCCACGUACAAUGGAAGAGACAAGGCGGUUAGGUAGGUUGUUGAAUUUUUAACUUAAAAAAAAGUUUUUUUUAAAGAGGCUUAGCGAUGUUUUUGAAUUUUUCAGACUGUGUUUAUGGGAAUGUUGUGUUUUUUGGGCGUUUUAAAAUCGGUUUCAGUAGUUUAGAGGGCAGUGUUGACGCAAAAUCAAUUUUUCCCGCACAAAACUGGCAAAGACAUUGCAAAAAAUGCUUUUUCUCUGAACGUUCUCCGAAUUUUACGUACUCUCUCGGCCAUAAAAAUCAUUCAAUUUCUCGGCUGUCUCUGAAGAGCGCGAGAUAAACCUUUCCGGAAGUUAUAAGUGGCCUAUUCCCGGCGUGAGUGCAAAAUUUACAGAAAAUCUGAGCGUCUCGCUUAUUUUCCAUGCUUCUACAGUGACGGACAUGAUCCAGUGGCCAAAGACGUAGCACUUUUCUUCCGGGAAGUGUCAAGAAAUGUAGCAAAAUGCCUCCCCUCCAACUAAAAAACUCCGUUUUGAAGGGCUCCCUCACAAAAAGAGCGGGCGCGCGCUUGAAAUCGAGGUUUUUUCACUCGGAGAGGGAGGUAUUUUGCCACAUUUUUUGAUCCUCCCCGGAUGCAAAAUAGUGCGUUUUUGCCACUGAAUCCGGCCCAACACUGUAGGUGGAUGGAAAAAGACUAUUUUUUGUGAGAAAAAUUGCUCUUUUCAGUUGAAAUAAGCCCAAAUUUUUUCAUCCGUUAAUCGCAAAAACUAUUGUUGAAUUUUUAUCAACUUUCGGUCAAAAAAUCUCAAUUUUUCUUGGAAAGCGCUACCUAAAAGUCAAGUCCGUGACUUCCUCAAGUCAUGCUUUCCGUAACAAUCACUUGUAACUUCCCAAAUUACAUGCAAAUUGAGCAAUUUGAACCUAAAAACAACCAUACCUAACGACCGAGUUAACCCGAUUAAGGAGCAUUCGUUGAUUGAGCAUUCGAAACGAAUGAAACCUCGAGUCCUUAUCAUUCGACUGUUGCCGAUUAGACAAUAAAAAAGUGGAGACAAAUUUGGAGCACAUUGCUUUGCUUUUUUGGCGCUUUUUGGAAUGAAAAAAUAGAGAAUUUUAGAAAUGAUGUGUUUUUGAUGACAACAAAGAUACUUGUGGUUGCAAGGCUCGGAAUGCCUUCAAAUUUUGCUUGUAUUAUCUGUCUAGAGCAGCCUUUGAUUCCUAAAAAUUUUAGCUCACUGUUUGCAGGAAGAGCCGAGAUAUUCGACGAUCUUUGCGGCCGAGAGAGUACGCGAAAGGCGGAGAGCGGUCAGAGAAGAAAAAACUUUUUAGGCUGUAUCUUUGCCAGUUUCACGCGGAAAAAAUUGAUUUUUUGUGGAAGCAUUACUCUCUACGGAAGAAAUAAGGAUGAAACUUUUCAAGGCAAAAUUUUCAAAAAAUUUCAAAUUUUCACCAACCUGACUAAAAAAUCUCAGUUAUAUGUAUUUUGCAAAAUGUAAUCAUGGGGCCAUGAUAUGCGUCGCCGAAGUGAAAAAGGCUUAUUCUGGCCUAAAAUUGAUUCCGACGACUUUUUUUGUCAUAGAGAGGGUGCUCAUUAUUUUCCCGACAGACUGAAAAAAUAUUUUUUUAUUGGUCUUUCAAAUCCUUAGGCUACAAUUUUCAUCUUAUCAAAACUAAAUAUCACAUCAAAAAAAAGUUUUUUUUAAAAAUCUAAUGAUUAGAAUAUUCAAAUUUCGAAAAAUUCAAAUCUCCAAAUUUCAGAUGCAUCUACUUCUCGUUGAUCCUGCUCUCCACCAAAGUCGGAGACCCCGAGAUUGCGAAGAAAAUCUUUUCGUUAGCAAAAGAGCUGAGUAAAUCGCGUCUCAUCUUCCGACAGCUCAACAUUCCGUCUCUGUUCUACACGGCCUCCAAAGUGCCGGACGAUCUGGAGCACUCCCGAGACUUGGUGGACACAGGCCUUGCUGGCACUGUUACUUGGAUCUUCAGUGUGCAGAAUGUCAUCGAAUUGCUGGCCUACUUAUCGGACCAUCAACUUGUCAGCGUAGAGACCGCGAAAUGGUUCCGUUGGGCGCUGUAUUUGUGGGUUCUGGCCAUGUUUCAUGGCCUCAUUCGACUUGCAUGGCGAUUGCGGAGGGCCUCAAGGCAACGCGAAAACAACGAGCUGUCCGAGAAGGCGUAUCAGGAGGUCACGAAAAGCGAUCGGAUCGCCUUAUUAGGCCUGGGAUCGGACUUCAUUGCGGGCGUCGCAUCCCUGCCCCAUCGAUUCCUGUGGGCCGGACGGUUGAGCAAAGCGCAGCACGCCGCUUUUUCUCUGGUUGCUUCGUUUGUUGGGUUAUAUAAAUGCUUCUAA
Bursaphelenchus xylophilus (pine wood nematode) is the source of this 2375-nucleotide messenger RNA. NCBI's taxonomy places the organism in Eukaryota, Metazoa, Nematoda, Chromadorea, Rhabditida, Aphelenchoididae. The record is from the annotation of a GenBank genome assembly.